AUGAUUUCUGAUAAAAGAAUUGCAAUCAAAUUUGUUCUUGGUGUUCUGUUCUGUGCGUUUGUUUCGGGAGAUUCAGAAGUGAGAUGCGUGGAGAGGGAGAGAGAAGCUCUUCUAAGCUUCAAGAAUGGCCUCAUCUACGAGCAUGGCCAUCUGUCGUCGUGGCAAAGCAACGAAUGCUGCAAAUGGUAUGGCGUCGAGUGCAGCAACGCCACCGGCCACGUCAUCAGCCUCCAGCUUAAUGGUGUGAAUUUAAGAGGUAAGGUUGGCUCCUCAUUGCUUGAGUUGCAUCAAUUAAAUUCUCUUGGCCUCAGUUGGAAUGAUUUUGGAGGCAUUCCGAUCCCGGAAUUCAUUGGCUCCAUGAAACAGUUGCAACACUUGUAUCUAAGGAGUUCUAACUUUUCCGGGUUUGUCCCUCCUCAGAUAGGGAACCUUACCAACCUACGCGCACUUGAUCUCUCGUAUAACUCUUUGAGGAUUGAGAAUCUCGAUUGGCUUGCAAGUCUCUCUUUGUUGUCUUAUCUUGAUCUGAGUCACAUUGACCUAAGUCAUGCCAAUUUGUUAGAACAUGUCACAAGUCUUCAUUUUCUACGUGAAUUGCACUUGGCCUUCUGUAACAUUAGUGUUGUCAAGCAUUCUGCUUCUCCUCAUAUAAGGAGCCUUACCAGCCUACGCUCACUUGAUCUCUCGUUUAACUCUUUAAGUUCUACAUCUAUAUUUAUAUUUGUUUCGGAGUUGGAAUCACUUGAAAUAUUGAACCUGGAAUAUAAUCAACUCAAUGGAUCAAUACUAGACCUGAGAGCAUUUUCUUCACUGAAAGAAUUGUACCUUUCCGGGAAUAACUUGACAGGCUCCAUUCCUCUAAGUAUCGGCCAACUCUCGGAGAUUCAAGUUCUAGACCUUUCUUAUAACUCUUUGGAAGGUUUAGUCUCCGAAUCCCACUUUAUGAAGCUCCAUAAGUUAAACACACUAGAUUUAUCCUUCAAUCCACUGAUGUUGGAUAUUGCCCCGGAUUGGAGUCCUCCUUUUCAGUUGAAAACUAUAUCGUUAGCUGGGUGCAGCGUGGGGCCGUAUUUUCCAAAAUGGAUCCGAACACAGAGGAAUUUGUCAUCCCUUGAUGUCCAUGGUGCCAAUAUAACAGAUGAAGCGCCAAGGUGGUUGUGGACUACGCUUUCUUUAUUACAACACUUACAUCUCUCCGACAAUCAAAUAAGUGGUAUAGUUCCGGAUCUCUCAACCACCUCCAUCCUGCACAUUGAUCUAAGCAACAAUCAAUUCUCAAGUCAUAUACCAUUAUUUCCUACCAAUAUUAGUGGUAUUUACUUGGGUGGAAAUAUGUUCAAUGGUUCACUUUCAUCUAUUUGCGAAACUCGCCAUGAUAAUCUUAGAUCCCUUACCCUCUCAAACAAUCAGUUGGCAGGAGAGGUUCCGAACUGCUGGGAGAAAAUGCCCAACUUACUCUCCCUCAAUUUGGCAAACAAUAGUUUUUCGGGUGAAAUUCCAGCCUCUCUGGGGGCUUUAGGGUACAAUGUUGCACUGCAGAUGCAUGGUAACAAUUUAUGGGGCGAGUUGCCUUACAGUUUGAGACAUUGCCAAGAAUUGAGAUUGAUUGAUGUUGGAGGGAAUUUGUUAACAGGAGAGAUCCCCACUUGGAUUGGGCAGAUGUAUAACAUGCAUUUUCUAAACCUUCGUGGAAAUAAAUUGCAUGGCGGUAUUCCUUCCCAGAUAUGCAACCUUACUAGAAUUCAAGUUUUGGACUUGUCGAUAAACAAGUUGGAUUCGAUCAUACCUGAUUGCUUCAACAAUUUUACAGCCUUGGCCAGUACGAAUAUCUUAUAUUAUGAUCUGUAUUUUUUCGGUACAAAUUUUGAUAUUAUGGACGAAAAUAAGCAGGGUGGAGGAUAUUCAUCGUUUCAAUGGAAAGGUCAGCAAUUGGAAUACAAGAAAAAUCUGGGGCUUCUCAAACUCAUUGAUUUCUCAAGCAAUAGAUUGAACGGCAGCAUUCCAAAAUCAUUUUCUGAGAUGAGGGGAUUAAAUUCCUUGAAUCUAUCAGGAAAUAGUUUGACCGGGACUAUAAUUCCUGACAUUGGUCAAAUGGAUAUGUUGAAUUCUCUUGAUCUAUCACACAACCAACUCUCUGGCAACAUACCAACCAGUCUCGCACAAAUAUACUCUCUUGGCGUUCUUGAUGUGUCGAACAACAACUUGUCCGGGAAAAUUCCAGCAAGUACUCAACUUCAAAGCUUCCAUGCUUCGGCUUAUGCCGGGAAUGAUGGACUCUGUGGCGACCCUCUGCCAAAGUGCCAAGAAGAUAGCUCCAGGCCACACGCCACUGCACCUGGGGAAAACAUGAAUGAGAACAACGACAUCAACUUCUCGUUUAUGCAGCGAUUUGGCAUAUCAAUGGCCUUUGGUUUUGUUUUUGGAUUUUGGGGGAGUUGCUGGCUUAUUCUUCAACCUGCUGGAUAUUGGUUCUAA
This is a messenger RNA of Salvia splendens (bonfire salvia), 2475 nucleotides long. Its product is annotated as receptor-like protein EIX2. Bases 1 to 2475 code for a protein of 824 amino acids. The record is from RefSeq and is a predicted model, not a curated record. NCBI's taxonomy places the organism in Eukaryota, Viridiplantae, Streptophyta, Magnoliopsida, Lamiales, Lamiaceae. Gene Ontology annotation, molecular function: protein binding. The transcript has a single exon.